GGAAAUUAACUAAGUAGGAAACCCUUUGGUCUAAUAUUUGUUUGCAGAGCAACAAGUAGAUUGUCAGUGCAGCUAUUCUUGAGAUGCUAUCUACAGCCAUGCAGUACUACUGUCCCACUGGACCUCAAGCUCCAAAGACUGCAGGCAUGCCCUACUAUGUUGGUGACCCUCUGCCAUCUCCAACAUUCCUCUCUCAUCAUAGUCCCCUGUCUCUGUACACAAGACCACCACAUGCACAGUUCCCUUUCUCUGCUCCACAUUCAAUGAUGACACAAGGCCUCAUCACUACUGCGCCUGCGAAGCCGAUAUCACUAUCAAACGAUGCAGCUGCUGCCACUCUUCUCGCUAUCGGGCAACAACAACUAACGGCUAGAGAAGCAGGCUCUCCGGGUGGGAACAGUAAAGCCGUCAAAGCAGAACAGAUGAGCCCUGAAUCGGCUGCUACACCACCUAUUUCAGUCACAAAUGAAGCCGAUUCAAGCACAACAAAUGAACGCUAUGAAUCUCCUCAAGAACCGGCUUCCAUUUCAAUAAUACCUGUCUCGGAACAGCAGGAUACAAGCUACCCUACAAAUGCCAGCCAGUACACAGAAGCAGCGAGGAUAUCCUUCCCCCCUCAAUUCGACGUAGCCUAUUCUCAAACAUCAGCUUUUCCACUUCCCCCCUAUACACACUCUCCUACUUACACUCAACCUCUAAGUGGCUACACAACCAUUCGUUAUCCGGCAACUGCUCAAGCUAUGGCUCCUCCGAUUGGCUACAUUCCUCAACUUCCUCCUCGAAGAGAUGAAAUAUUCCCUCGAAACAACUCAUGUCACAUGUGUGGGAAGACAUACGCUCGACAAUCGACUUUGAAGACACACCUUCGCUCACAUUCUGGUGAAAAGCCGUACCAGUGUUCGAUUUGCCAGAAAUCCUUUACACAAGCGGCAAACUUGACUGCACAUCUGCGCACGCACAGUGGAGAGAAGCCAUUCAAGUGCCCGAUAUGUAACCGGGGGUUUUCCCAGAGCAGCUCAGUCACUACGCACAUGCGGACUCACUCUGGAGAUCGUCCCUACAAGUGCAGCGUUUGCAACAAAGGAUUUGCCGAUAGCUCUACACUCACAAAGCAUUUCCGUACGCACACCGGGGAGAAACCCUAUCAGUGCAAAAUCUGUGAUGCCCGUUUCUCUCAGAGUGGGAACCUGAAUCGUCAUAUGCGUACUCACAGAAAUCACUUUCCAGUUCUUGGACAUUUGCAGUAGCUGUACUAAUCACUCAUCACUGAAGGCAUGUAUCAGUUGAAUGUUUAUCAUAGCCCGUUCAUGUCAAUUGGACAGUUAAGUAUGUUCCUAAGUCACUUCCACCAAUGUUUUUCGUUCUUCCUCACACUUAUUAGACAUACUCAUCAUUUUUUGUACACAUUCACAGCAUUCAGUAGAUAGCAUAUUUUUCUGAUCAGAAUUCAUCAUAAGUAUGUACAGGUACCUCAAAUUCAUCCAUGUGAUACAUGACUAUAA
Messenger RNA from Halichondria panicea, 1502 nucleotides. RefSeq names its product protein glass-like. Bases 84 to 1247 code for a protein of 387 amino acids. Gene Ontology annotation, cellular component: nucleus. Gene Ontology annotation, molecular function: RNA polymerase II cis-regulatory region sequence-specific DNA binding; DNA-binding transcription factor activity. NCBI's taxonomy places the organism in Eukaryota, Metazoa, Porifera, Demospongiae, Suberitida, Halichondriidae. The record is from RefSeq and is a predicted model, not a curated record. Gene Ontology annotation, biological process: regulation of transcription by RNA polymerase II. The transcript has 2 exons.